AUGCCACCCCCGAUAAUCCUCCUCCCACUUGGAACCUCGUCCGCCAUCUCAACCCCAACACGGGGUCAUUCCUCCCUAGCCAUCGUCCUACCAACCAGCACAACCCUCCUAUUCGACUGCGGUGAGGGAACCCAGGGUCAAAUCCAGCGCCUAAAACCCUCCUACUCUAUCAAACACUCCAAAAUUUCAAAAAUAUUCAUAACGCACCUCCACGGCGACCACGUUUUCGGCCUGGUCCCGCUGCUGGCAACGAUCCUGAAUGGGGCUGGGGGCGCAGAGGACGAUCCGCGAAUGCUAGGCGAGGGGGAGGGGGGGAGCAAGAGGGCGGUCGACGUGGAGAUCUAUGGCCCAAGGGGGGUGAGAAUGCUUGUUCGACGGACGGUGCAAACGACGUAUAUGAGAUUGGAGGGGGGGUUUGUGGUUCACGAGCUGCUUUUCGCGGAUGAGGUGGGGGACAAGAAGGAGGGAGAGGAUGGGGAACCGUGCUUGGGGGAGAUAGAGAGGGGGAGGGAUAUACUCCCAAACAAAGAUGGAUUCUGGAAGAAUUUUCUAGAAGUGGAUAAUUUCAUUGUCUCCGCUGGGGAAAUCAAGCAUUCGGUUCCGUGCAUCGGGUAUGUUCUAAUGGAGCGUCCACUGCCAGGAAAAAUACCCCCGGACUACGCUAAGCGUAUAUCCAAGUUCAAGCCGGAGCUCAUUCGUGCUGGGUACCCCAACCCGAUGUCUUUCCUGGCGGAGUUGCAGCGCCCAGAGAAGCUUGGGCUUGAGCUCAUGCUCUCGCUGCCCGACGGCACGGUCCUUACUCGCCCGCCGGUGGUGCGCGGAAGGAAGAUUGUUGUGCUUGGAGAUACAUCCGAUCCAUCACUUAUUGCACCACUGGCGGAGGGCGCGGACGUACUGGUGCACGAAGCGACAAAUGCUCAUUUACCAGGGAUAGAUCCGAGGACGAAGGAGGUGGAUACUUAUGAGGUUGUCGAGGAGAGGGCAAGGAGUAGAGGGCAUUCAACACCAGAUAUGGCAGGGAGAUUUGCGAGGAGGUUGGGCCUUGGUGGAGAUGAAGUUAGGGAGGCGCUUUUGGUAUUGAACCAUUUUAGCAGCCGGUAUAAGGACGACGAAGCGGAUGGGGUGGGUGGCGUGGCAAUGAGGAUUAUGGGGGGGGUUAGGAAGUGUGCGGAGGAUGCAUGGGGGAUUAAGGAAGGGAGAAGAGUUAUUUGUGCAAGGGAUGGAGUAAAGAUAGAAGUCAAAGCUUAG
This is a messenger RNA of Tuber melanosporum (Perigord truffle), 1248 nucleotides long. RefSeq lists its product as uncharacterized. Gene Ontology annotation, molecular function: 3'-tRNA processing endoribonuclease activity. Gene Ontology annotation, cellular component: nucleus. The transcript has a single exon. The coding region runs from base 1 to 1248 and encodes 415 amino acids. Lineage: Eukaryota; Fungi; Ascomycota; Pezizomycetes; Pezizales; Tuberaceae. The record is from RefSeq and is a predicted model, not a curated record.